This is a messenger RNA of Punica granatum (pomegranate), 786 nucleotides long. Lineage: Eukaryota; Viridiplantae; Streptophyta; Magnoliopsida; Myrtales; Lythraceae. The record is from RefSeq and is a predicted model, not a curated record.
UUCUCUAUAUAUAUGGCCGGCUAUACUGAUUUCAGUCACAACAUCAAUUUCAGUCUCAUACUCUCUAUCAUUGUAGUAGAAUAGCCAUGGAACAAGUUGAUCAGAGCCAUAAUCAGGCCAACACUCAGCUCACUGACGGCUCUAAUGGUGUCCCAGCUUCAGACGUGGCUAGAUUGUCAUCCGGAAGAAGAAAAAAUAGACGACCUGAAAGGGACUCUCGCAAGAAGAGUACAUUCGAAAUGCAUGACCAUACCUCAGUUGGCUAUGAAUGGCUACACCCCGGGUGGGUGGUAGAGGUGCACCAGACAAAGUCGGGCAGGGUCUACAAGCGUUACUUUGAUGAGAUGGGCCGCCCGUACAACACAAAGAAAGAAGUUCUGCGUCACUAUGCUGAGUGGGAGCAACUCUGUGGUGGGGAUUUCGGUGGCGAGGAGUAGUUAAAGAAAGGAGAUAAGCGACUAUUAGUCUCUUAUUAUUUCGAAUAUGGUUAAUAAUGAACAACAUGUUUAUAUGGUCAGUAAGGUUACAUCCUAAUUACUUUACAGGUACAACUCAGGACAUUGGAAGAGAUGAAAUGAUUGAAUCAAUCUGUACAAAAUCGUCGGAGUAGUGAUGGAUUUCAAAUCGAGUCUGUCAAGUGUUUGUAUUUAGUUGCUUUGAGGAUGGAAAUGAAAACCCAAAAUUUCCUUAACUUUUUCUUUUUUUGAUGAAUAAAGUUUCCUUUACUUGAUCACCAUAAAAUUUGCUCUAUAUAAUGGUUUUGCACACUCAUCACCUAAUAUGUCA